Malassezia pachydermatis is the source of this 3501-nucleotide messenger RNA. RefSeq names its product regulator of rrna transcription. Gene Ontology annotation, molecular function: rDNA binding; transcription factor binding. The transcript has a single exon. The coding region runs from base 1 to 3501 and encodes 1166 amino acids. Gene Ontology annotation, biological process: regulation of DNA-templated transcription. Lineage: Eukaryota; Fungi; Basidiomycota; Malasseziomycetes; Malasseziales; Malasseziaceae. The record is from RefSeq and is a predicted model, not a curated record. Gene Ontology annotation, cellular component: nucleolus.
AUGGCCAGUACGCUUGCGCUCUUUUGGGGCCUGGCCGCUACAGAGCAAGAGGCUCGUAUAAGUGCUUCAGAUGCUCUGAUAGAGGCGCUCGUGGCACAGCCUUGCGACCCUGUCACAGAAGCGCCAGCAGAAAAUGUCUCUGGCGCGCCGGACGAUGUCCUGGAGGCGGAGGCACAGCAGUCCGAGCAGCGCCUAGACGAUCUCAACGCACCAGACGUAAGCUAUGCGAUCCGCCGCCUUACACGUGGCCUCGCAAGUCCGCGUGAGAAUGCUCGUGCGGGUUUUGCCGUGGCGCUGAGUGAAUUGCUCCAGCAGAUCCCCUCGGUCGCCGCGCACGAUGUUCUUGUUCUCCUGCUCAAGUACACGACGCUGCGUGGAAAUCUCAGUGGCCAGGAAGCACGCGAUUUCCAAUUCGCUCGGCUAUUUGGCAUUUAUGCCCUGGUCCGUUCGCAGCUGCUGUAUACACCCACGUCGUCCCUCGCGACGUUCCAACGGGCCUUUGAUGUCCUUACGGUCAUUGCUUCCUACAAGUCGUGGCUCAGUGAGCCUUGCGGCUACGUGCUUACGGAGCUCAUUCGUCCUCUCGGCACAGGUGAAGUGUCGCGUCCGGCGUGGGCCGACGACGCCCUCGUCUGGGUGCUCGAGCGCAUGAAGGCGGCGCAUACGCUGACCCCGGAUACGUUGGCCUUGGCCCUGACGCUCUCCCAUAUUACACCGUCGCUACCUGUGGGCACAUGCCUAUCGCCGCCACUGAAGCAUGCUUGCAUCCUCGCCACGCCGAACCUCUCGGUCCUCGCAACGACCUUGCGUGACGCUGCGCCUAUGCAUUGGGACGCCGAGGCGCCAGCUCCGAAAGCAGGAACCUGGUCGACACAUCUCCCGUUUGUCUGGGACUUGAUCCUGGAUCUAUACCUGCAGGGCUCCCUGCCUGAGGGUGCCGCGCCCCUCCCGGACUUUUUCCGGAUCGUCGUCGAUGAAUCGCUCUUUGCUAUGCACUCCUCGCCGGAACGCAAGUCAUGGGGAUUCCAGGUUUUGCAUCGCAUUCUUCCACGGGCCGAGCCAGACGUUUUGCCCUUCCUCUUCACGCCCAACCUCAUGCGGACGUGGGUGAAUCAGCUGGCAGGCGAAGACCGUUUGCUGCAUACGAUGGCGCAGAAGACGGUCACGAUGGUGAGCGAGGCAGUGAAGCGCAGCCCUACGGCUGGCGUGGCUUUAGUCACGCAGCUCAUGGGCGAGCAUGGCCGUCAAGACUUUGAUCGUGUGACGCGAACCAAGACCAUUGAAUCGAUCCUCUCCACACUCGACGAGACGGGCAUCCAGCGGUACUUGGAGUACCUGCGCAGCGUGGCCUAUGGCAUGAGCUCCUCGGACGACGACAAACAUGUGGCGUCCCAGCGCCAGUGGGUAUGCGAUCAAAUGCUCGGCUUGGUGCGUAGCAGCUUGGUGACAAAGAGCAGUGCAUGGAUCUACGACAUUCUCUUGUUCUUUGUGGGCCAUGGCUACUUUGAAAUGAAAAAGAGCCCCGGAACGCCGUGGAAUCAAGUGUUGCAGCAGCCCAAGGUACCGUUCAGCGCCGCACUCCGUGACGUAUGCCGUUUGCGUUUGCAGGCGUGCUUGACAGAGCUUCGGGAGCCCAACGAACAGGGCCGGGCAUGGCCGUUGGUCGUAAUGGAUAUGGUCGUGAAAAUGUCGCAGGAUACCAAGCACUUUGCAUCCACCGCCACAGACGUCGCACAGUCCCGUAUCACGCCAGCGCUUGCGGCCUGGGAGCGUAUGGACAAGGCAGCGGCCAAGGAGACAGGUGCGCGUCAGUCGCAUAUGCGUGCGUUGGAGAUCUUACUGGCUGCCGCAAUUCUUGUCACGUUUGAAGACACAGACGAGUCGCAAGACUUGCUCGAGCCUUUGCUGGAUGCUUCGCAGAUGCUAUUCCAGGAGAAGAAGAAAAAGAAGCAGCAGCAGCAGCAGCAGCGCGAAGAAAUUGGCGGUAUGGAAAUGCUAACGGACGCUCUGAUUGGAUUGCUGGAGCUGUCCUCGGCGUUCCUACGUGCGAUGUCGACGCAAGUGUUUGGCGUCUUUAGUGGCGAGAUGACCAAGGACAGUCUGGAUCACUUGAUUGAUCAGCUGGGUCUGAAUGAAGAGCCUGAGGACAACGACGAGGCUAUGGAUGAGGAUGAGGAGGAAGGAGAAGAAGAAGAAGAAGAUGUUGAUGAUGAGGAUGACGACGACGAAGUGGACGACGAUGACGACGACGAUGACGACGAUGACGACGACGACGACGAAGUGGAUCCGAUCCUGCGCUCGCGUGUGGAAGAAGCCUUCCGUGCGAGUGGUAUGGCUGAGGCCGAGGAAGAGGAAAGCGUCGAGGACGAAGAGGAGGCGUUCGACGAUGAACAGAUGGCGCAGCUCGACGACAAAUUGGCCGAGAUAUUCCAACAACACUCGUCGUCGAAGCGGAAGCAGCGCGAAGCUCUGCAGCGCGACACGACGCUCUUUCACAACAAGAUCCUGGAUCUAUUGGAAGUGUAUGCCAAGGAACAGAGUAGCAACGUUCUCGUUAUGCGUCUUGUGGCGCCGCUCUAUGCACUGGCGCGUGGAUCCGGCGAUGUAUCGCAACAGGUGGCAAACCGUGCGAAUCAAAUUCUGCGUAGCCGUCUGUGCAAGUCGAAAGACGUGCCGCGCGGCGAUGUUGAAGCGUCGAACCUCGUGGAAGAGCUGAAAGCUACGCAUGCCUUUGCUCGUGCGACACAGGACGUGCGCAUGGCCGAGUUAGCGACUGCUGUGAGCCAACUGUAUACCAAGGUAUUGAUCCGCAAUGGUCACGUCGCAGAACCUGUGUCUUUGUAUGCAGAAACACUGCACGAUUUCUUGGAGCGCAAGGCUUCGCCUGUACGCCCCGCAUUUCUCCUGGAUGCAAUUCGACGCUUCCCCGAGCUGGGUUGGGGUCUGCGCGAAGCCCUCCUGGAUGGAUGCCGUGUAUCAAAAGCAGCUCGCGCCUUCCGCCAGGUGCAAGCCUUUGCGAUGCUGCAAGCGAUGCUGCAGCAGCAACAGCGUGAAGAGUCACGACAAGCACCGUUGAAUAAGAUCUUCGCUUUCAUGAGCUCUGUGCGCCGUGCUGUUCUCGAGACGCUCGAGAUGGCCGCCAGCGACGAUAGCAGUGCGUCUUCGCUCAAUGCGCAACGGCUGAAAGAGGUACUUCGAUUCGCACUGCAGGCUGUGCGUAUUACGGCGCGACUUGCGGAAGGUGAUAGUGCCCAAGCUCUUGCUUGCUGGCCGCCCUCUGAGCUGGAGGCGAUAAGCGCGCAAAUGCAAGCAUCGGAGCGUUUCAGGGAGUCUACGUCGCUCCAUGGUCUACUGAAGGAGAUGCUGGCGACGUUGCGCAAAGUGGAGAACACCACAACGGAGCCUACACGAACCAAGCGCACGGCUGACGAGGUGGCGAAAACGUCGAAGAAGACAGCGAUGCCCAAGACCACCAAACGCGCCAAGCGUGUGGCCUCGUAA